Messenger RNA from Zophobas morio, 488 nucleotides. Its product is annotated as UPF0184 protein AAEL002161. Lineage: Eukaryota; Metazoa; Arthropoda; Insecta; Coleoptera; Tenebrionidae. The record is from RefSeq and is a predicted model, not a curated record. Bases 36 to 377 code for a protein of 113 amino acids. The transcript is spliced from 2 exons.
CUUGUCUCCGACAAGUUGUCUGUCAAAAGUGUCUCAUGACCCAACAACAGUUCCAAAACUGUGAAAAAAUGGGCGAAAAAGCACACCACCCCCAAGAGAACGGCGUCCCGCGCCCCCCCGGAGCCAGCUCCGACGACGACAUGCCUUCCGACCCCGAGGAGGCCGCAGACGACGACUUGGACGACAUCUCCCCAGAAGAAUUCCAGAUGCUCGACAGUCAACUGGACGCCCUAAACUCGGCGCUAGAUGACAUCGAGCAAAAAAAUGACGACAUUCACGCGCAACUUCUAGUAUUGUUGCAAUCGAACCGGGAGAUUCGAAAGCAGAUGCAGGAGUCGAACUCGACUCCCGAGGAGAGCAGCAGUCAAAAGCAAUAAGUAUUUGCACAUUCCGGAGUAUUAGGCGGGGUCGUGAACCAAGUAGGGGUUUUUGUUAAGUGUAAUGAUGUAUAUUAUUAUUGUUUUGAAUAAAAUAUCAGUUAGUUAUGA